AUGGUGAACACCAGGCGUGGCGACAACAACAAUGACAAUGUCAAUGACAACACCACCAACCAGCGCGAUCUUCCACCCUUGCCACCUCUGAUGGAUGCCAAUCAAGUGAUGACCAUUCUCCAAGGCUUGGUUCAGGCUAUCAACCAGCAACCCCAAGUUCAGCAAGCACCGCCGCAGCAGCCACAGUCCAGACUCAAAACUUUCUUGAGCACUCAGCCAGCCACCUUCUCACAGGAAAUUGGGCCCAUGGAGGCUGAUGACUGGCUGAAGACCAUAGAGAGCAAGCUGCAGAUAGCUCAGUGCACUGGAAGGGAGAAAGUUCUUUGCGCACCUCAUCAGCUGAUUGGUCCAGCUCAAGAAUGGUGGAUAGCUUACACUAUCGCCCACGAGGAUCCCCAGGAGAUCACUUGGGCAGACUUCCGCAACAGCUUCCAUGCACACCAUGUCCCCGCAGGUGAAGUGAAGCUGAAGAGGAAGGAGCAAGGACCCAUGUCAGUAAGGGAAUAUCUCACCAAGUUCACCUAG
This is a messenger RNA of Phragmites australis (common reed), 525 nucleotides long. RefSeq lists its product as uncharacterized. The transcript has a single exon. NCBI's taxonomy places the organism in Eukaryota, Viridiplantae, Streptophyta, Magnoliopsida, Poales, Poaceae. The record is from RefSeq and is a predicted model, not a curated record. Bases 1 to 525 code for a protein of 174 amino acids.